This is a messenger RNA of Galeopterus variegatus (Sunda flying lemur), 2140 nucleotides long. Its product is annotated as ATP-binding cassette sub-family A member 9-like. The annotation marks the transcript as partial. Gene Ontology annotation, cellular component: membrane; intracellular membrane-bounded organelle. The record is from RefSeq and is a predicted model, not a curated record. Gene Ontology annotation, biological process: lipid transport; transmembrane transport. The transcript is spliced from 14 exons. Gene Ontology annotation, molecular function: ATP hydrolysis activity; ATP binding; lipid carrier activity. NCBI's taxonomy places the organism in Eukaryota, Metazoa, Chordata, Mammalia, Dermoptera, Cynocephalidae.
AUCGCCAUCUUCUCAAUAGCUGCGACUGACCUAAAUCAGUACGGAUUUCUAGGGCUACUUUUCACCACCCUGUUAGUACCGCCCUUCACACUGAUUGGCUCUCUGUUCAUUUUUUCUGAGAUUUCUCCUGACUUCACGGAUUACUUGGGAGAUUCAGAAUCUCAAGUUGUAUUUCUGGCACUGCUAAUACCUUAUCUUCAUUUUUUGAUUUUCCUUUUUGUUCUGAGAUGCCUGGAAGUAAAUUUUAGAAAGAAAUCAAUGAGAAAGGAUCCUGUGUUCAGAAUUUCUCCAAGAAGCAGUGAUGUUUUUCCAAACCCAGAAGAGCCCGAUGCGGAGGACGAAGAUGUCCAGAUGGAAAGAGCAAGAACAGCAGCUGCCGUGACUGUCCCAGAUGUGAAUGAGAAACCGGUCAUCAUUGCCAGCUGUCUACGGAAGGAAUAUGCAGGCAAAAAGAAAAACUGUUUUUCCAAAAGGAAGAAAAAAAUUGCCACAAGAAAUGUCUCUUUCUGUGUUAAAAAAGGUGAAGUUAUAGGGCUGUUAGGACACAACGGAGCUGGUAAAAGUACAACUACUAAGAUGAUAACUGGAGACACAAAACCGACUGCAGGGCAGGUGAUUCUGAAAGGGAGCAGCGGAGGGGACAGCCUGGGGUUCCUGGGGUACUGUCCUCAAGAGAACGCGCUGUGGCCCAACCUGACAGUGAGGGAGCACCUGGAGGUCUACGCCGCCGUGAAAGGGCUGAGGAAAGCAGACGCCAAGGUCGCCAUCACACGGUUAGUGGAUGCGCUCAAGCUGCAGGAGCAGCUGAAGGCUCCUGUAAAGACGCUGGCAGAAGGAGUAAAGAGAAAGCUGUGCUUCGUGCUGAGCAUCCUGGGGAGCCCGUCGGUGGUUCUUCUGGAUGAACCGUCGACCGGGAUGGACCCCGAGGGGCAGCAGCAGAUGUGGCAGGCGAUCCGGGCCACCUUUAGAAACACUGAGAGGGGUGCCCUCCUGACCACCCAUUACAUGGCAGAGGCUGAGGCCGUGUGUGACAGAGUGGCCAUCAUGGUGUCCGGAAGGCUGAGAUGUAUCGGAUCCAUCCAACAUCUGAAAAGCAAAUUUGGCAAAGAUUACCUGCUGGAGAUGAAGGUGAAGACCCCCACCCAGAUGGAGCCCCUCCACGGAGAGAUUCUGAGGCUUUUCCCCCAGGCUGCUCGGCAGGAAAGGUACUCUUCCCUGAUGGUCUAUAAGUUGCCUGUAGAGGAUGUGCGACCUUUAUCCCAGGCUUUCUUCAAAUUAGAAAUAGUUAAACAGAGCUUCAACCUGGAGGAGUACAGCCUCUCACAGUCCACCCUAGAGCAGGUUUUCCUUGAGCUCUCCAAGGAGCAAGAGCUGGAUGAUUUUGAUGAGGAACUUGAUUCCUCAGUGAAAUGGAAGCUUCUUCCACAGGAAGAGCCUUAAAGCUCCAAAUGCCUUGUGGUUCUCUUUAAGCUUGUGACUCUUCUAGCAUUAACAUACCUUAUCUCAGAUAUAGUAUAAAAUACUUUUGAAACUCAUGUCAUAGUUUUUCUCAAUAUUUCUCAUAGUGAGACCAGCUGGUAAAGUAAGUGAGAACGGUGAUGGGGCAUUCGGAGAUUGCUCCAUCCAGAGCAAGCAAACCCCAUGUUUCAUACAGUAUUAAGUUUUAAAAUGCAUUUAUUAUAGAAUACUUUACAUUACUAGAAUGAUCCAGAGAUGGUCUACUUUUCUUUCUCUGAACUUCAAAAUAUUGAAUAUUUUUCUAUCUUUUUGAGCUGGUAAAGUAUAAAUUAAGGCAUAAUGUUGAUUCUAGGGGAAAGGAAGCCAAUUGAUUACACAGCAGCACAGUAUUUGGUUUUUUGUAGUUCACUUUUUUCAAAACCUGUUCUUAAUUCACGGAUUUUCCUUUUCUAUCAUUUUUCAGACUUUAGACUGCAAAGUCUGUGUUUGUUUGUUGUGACAUAAAGGCAAUUGGAAACCUGUUAAAACAAAUAAUGACAGAAAGGAUUUGAAUGAUUGAAUUGAUGGACAUUUAAAAAUAUAUAUUUUACAUACAACUUUGAAACAUUUUUCUGAUUUUAUAUGUGUUCUUAUGAUUCAAGGUUCUACUUUAUGCAAAUCAUUAAAACUUCAUAGGUCUCUA